Molecule: messenger RNA, 4173 nt
Organism: Rhopilema esculentum
Lineage: Eukaryota; Metazoa; Cnidaria; Scyphozoa; Rhizostomeae; Rhizostomatidae
Biological process (GO): signal transduction
Source: RefSeq, a predicted model, not a curated record
UUUCUUUCAUGUUUUUGUUGCGGUUGCGCACCCCAGACGAAGUGUUGACUACUCUCAGAUCGUUCUUUGUUGAUUUCUUGCAGCUGUUUUGGAAGAUUUCAAACAAGAAUAAACCGUAAUAGAUGGGAUGUGGUGGGAGUAAGAAAUUGUUGAUUCAUAGCGAACAACAAGGGAAUGCAUCUACAGGAAAUAGAGAUAUUAUAAGGGCCACACCAGAGGGUGCAGAACCACAGGAUAGCAACAGCAAGGACCUAUCUACAAGAAAAGGAAAUAUGGAAGAGAAUAAAGAUGAAAAAUUUAUACAUGAUGACGAGGAAGAUGAACUUCUUGGCAGAGAAUCAGACGAACCCAUUGAUAUAACGAAAUCGUUUAAAAAGGGUUAUACCAGAGAAAAGAUAGAUGCCUUGAAGGCUGAAGACUUUGUAACAGAAGGGAUAAAGAUUAUAAAAGUGAUAAAUGGAAUGUCCAUGAAUCUUGAUGAUAUGCCUGCAAAUUUUAAAAAUGCAAAAAAGUUAAGGCAGCUCUAUUUUAAUGCAAGAUAUGCCAUUGGACGAAAUUUUUGUAAAACGUUCCUUGAUGAUCUUGUAAAGGAAGGUGUUUUUACAUGCAUUGUCAAUGCAAUGAAAAGACUUCAUGCUGCUUGGCCUAAUGUCUUCUUGCAGACACAAAAUCCAGAUGAGGUAUUCAAUUCCACUGCUACAAAGGCAGCUUUAUCUGACUAUGAUCCACCUGAAGGUAUUGUUGCUCAAGUAUGGAUGAAGCUGAAUGGCAUGGCAAUUGGAACAACAGAUUUGCACGAAGGCUCUCGUAUCAAGGCAGGAGAGGAAGGCCUUAUAGAAUACUACCUUCAAGAGCUUCUCCCAGCUGUAAGCUCAGGAAGUUAUCCAGGGAUUAAAACUGCACGUGGAGUUUUGAUGCAGGAGGGGGUUGGUGUAUUGUAUAACUGCAGUAUGACAACUACGAAUUUGGUAUACCUAAAAAAAUUCAACUGUAUUGAAAAACUGCUUGGAAUUUUCAACACCCCAAACGAAAGGCAAAACAUGACAGUUUUAUUUGCUCUUUCAUACAUGGUUGAAGAGAAAGACAAUCACUUGAUCAUGGCUCAAAGUGAAACAAUUGUUAAAAUCAUUGACUACCUCCAUCAUGCAUGCAAAAUGAAAGCACGAAGAUACAGAGGUUUUAGUAGUUUAGAGCUUGCAAAUGCUCUUGAGAGAGUUGCUGUCAAUGAUGAAAACAAGAAAAUGAUUGGAAGCAGAAAGGGUCUUGAUGCUUUGGUGCAAAUGUUCAAUCUUGCAAAGACUCAAGAGCAACGUAUUGCUGCUGCCAACGCGAUUUGGAUGUUGCUUUUUGAAAAAGAAAAUCAACAAAGAUUUAUGAGUAUGGAUGGUGCCUUUGACUCAAUGCUGGCUUACAAGGAUUGUGAAAACAAGGACGUGCGAAAAGCGGUAACUGGAAUUAUGUGGGAAGUCAAAAUGAAAGAUAAACAUAUGGAGGCCAUGGCUGAAACUACUCAAGACGCAUCUGGCAAUAACAACAACUCUAGCAAACAUGUUAUGAUAAGCUACAACUGGGGCCAGCAGCCACUGAUGCUGAAGCUAAGGGACGCACUGAAGGAGGCUGGAUACAAUGUCUGGAUGGAUGUAGAUAAGAUUGGUGGAUCCACAUUGCAAGCGAUGGCAUCUGCUGUCGAGAAUUCUGCUGUUAUUUUAGUUGGUGUUUCAAGAAAAUACAAGGAUAGUCCGAACUGCAGAUCAGAAGCUGAGUAUGCCUUCCAGUUACGCAAAUCCAUUGUUCCGCUGAUGCUAGAGAAAAAUUACCAACCAGAUGGCUGGCUCGGGUUCAUAGUCGGUGCCAAAUUUUGGAUCGACUUUGCGAACCAGGCUAAUUUCAAGGACUCCGUGCAGAAGCUAGUGAAGGAAGUUGGUGGCAAAGGGAAAUAUGGCGAUGACAUUAUUAAGCCUGUAGAUGAAGUUGAUUUAGGAGCCAUACCAAAAGAAAGCAAGACCAGUCGAACGAAAGAAAUCUCAAAAUGGAGCAAUUCAGAUGUAAGAGACUGGAUUAAGCAGAAAUGUCAGCUAGAAAGGUCGAUAAAGGAAUCGAUUUUAGAAAAGCUAACAGGCAAAAGAUUAGCUUCGUUGUAUCAACUGCAUGAAGAGGCCUCAGAGUUCUUUUUCAAUUCACUGCGAGCCGAUUUUGGGUUCAGCGAUGUUCUCGAUUUGUUGGACUUUUGGGAUGCUAUGAAGGAGCUUUUUUUUGAGUGAUCUUGAAAACUCAAUAGAGAUUUUCGUCUUCAUCAAUUGGAGAAAAAAUACAGCACCCUUUGCCUACUUUUUCUGUUGACAUUGUGCAGGGCUAAAGAUCCAACUGGGUCUUGCCAACUGCUUUAUGACAUCGUUGCUUCAAAUCAUACAUACCAGCUCUAAGUUUCUCCAAAGUCUAAUAAAAUGCAAUAGAUGGUCUAUGUUGUAUAAAUUGUUACAUUUCAAAAAGAUUUUCUCGUUAAACUUCUAACAUCCAAAUUUCUAGCUACUUACAGAGAUUCCCUUAUUUAACUCUAGUAAAUAAGAUUUGUGAUAUACAGAAAUAUACUAAUUACUGUAUAUGCUGCUUUCGCAUUCCAUCUCAUUCAUAGAUACUGGUCGUUUCUAAACAGUCCUCCAUAUUUGUGAUAACGUUAGGUAUCUUUAAAACAAUAACCUAUAUGCACGCUUACAUUGAAACAUCAAAAACAAAGAGUUUUAUUUGUUUAUUUUUAUUUUUUUAUCUCUUAAAUUAAAGUUGAUUUUAUCUCGUUGUCUCGUCAUAACUGUAGAAAGAUAUGGUAAUGUAUUUUUAAAGAUCUCAUAUGAUAACGGGGAAUUAUGAUGGCUAAAGGAUAAUCUUUUCGACAAAAUUGUACCCGAGUUUUACCGCAAGCCCUAUCGUAAUCAGUAAGAUGGCAAUGAAGCACAGGAAUGCCUGCAGAUAAUCAUUUCUUGCACAGAGGACCAUUUUUUUCAUAGAAAAUUGUUCAUUUCCAUGGUAGAAUUGAUGAUAGUUUAAACAGAUAUUUCUAAUCUGCAAGUGUUUCUGGUGAUUUUUCACCAAAAUGUGUUAUCCCGUUCACGUUAAAUGCCCUCGUGUAAAAGGUUCUUGCUUUGAGCAUGUCGGGUAUCUGAUGGUAAUUUAAUUAUCAUAUACUUCUUUACAAUAGCCUGCCAAAUUUGUCACUAAAAGGUAAACGGACGCAAGUAAAUUUAACCGUUGCAUAUAUAAUUCAUUGUGUGGUUUAUGCAUGUGAUACAUCGAGUUAUAGUUGAACAUAGAUUGAAAAAUGAUAAAUUGACAUAACAAUCCUUCGUGCUAGUACGCCCGCAUGACAAAAUUACAUGUAGACAUAAAUAAAGUUUAGAUUAUCAUUUUGGAUAUAUCACCAUGAACACAAAUGGCCAACAAUCCAUGUUAGUCACUUAUUUAGUUCACUGCCACAUUGUCCUUGUCACACUUUUUAUGUCUAAUUAUGCUGUUUAUGAAAAGGUGAUACUUCUCUUUGUUUUGGCUUCUAUUAGACACAGGAAAUCACCCAAAAUUGCCCCCAUUCUGGAAUAUACACAGGUGCUACCCCAUGCUUGUUUAGGGGUUUUCCUCAACAGUUGUGUGUCAAAGUAAAUAGAUAGAGCUCUCGAAUAACAAUUGGAGUAAGCUCUUCCCUAAUGCAAAGUAUUGGUAUCCACUGCUCUUCUGAUACCUCUGUCAGGUUUUUCUUUCAGGGUAGCAGGGUAGGCUGAAACAUACCACUGUAAGGACUAGAGCUGGACAAAUGCUUCCAAUGCAUCGAAUCGAUGUAAUUGAACAUGCUUUGUAUCUUAACAUGCGAUGUAUCUUGACAUUUGUCAUGAAGUGAUAGAUAAACACAACAAACUUUCCGUUUUCUAGAUCUUUUCCUUUUACAAACAAAUCUUUAAUAAAUCUUUAAACCACAGCAAAAGCAUCAACUUUCUUACACGAGCUUACAACCAAAACUGAAUACGCCCCCUAUAACAAAACAAUAGAUCGUCCCUGGGUCCACAAUACGUUACGUCAUUACACAUUCAUCAAUAGUUAUGUGUAACUAAAUAUGUUUCAUUUCUCAGUAUAUACGUAUGACCAAUAUGAAUAUUAUGUCAAGAUACCCAAGUAUAAAGUUUUGAUUUA